Linum tenue is the source of this 1425-nucleotide messenger RNA. The record is from the annotation of a GenBank genome assembly. Lineage: Eukaryota; Viridiplantae; Streptophyta; Magnoliopsida; Malpighiales; Linaceae.
AUGGAUCCACCACCGCUGCCACCGUCGUCGCCUCUCCCCGCCGCCGCCGCCGCAAACAACAUUCCGCUGAUCAAUUACCCGCCGCCGGACUCCGUCCACUCCUCCCCCAGACGCCACCAACAGUCCACCCAGCCGCCGCCCGACGCCGUCAAUGACGGCGCCGUGCUUCCUCGGGUCCCGGGAGCGAAGCUCCGCCUGAUGUGCAGCUACGGCGGACACAUAAUCCCCCGCCCGCACGACAAAUCCCUCUGCUACGUCGGCGGCGAGACCCGCAUCGUCGCCGUCGAACGGAACUCCACGGUCGCCUCCCUCUCCGCCCGCCUCUCCCGCACCCUGCCCCUCAACGGCCGCCCGUUCACCCUCAAGUACCAGCUCCCCAACGAGGACCUCGAUUCCUUGGUCUCCGUCGCCACCGACGAGGAUCUCGAAAACUUGAUCGAGGAGUACGACCGGAUCACCGGCGCUAGUUCCGCCGCCGCUGCAGCAGCCGUCCUCGCCUCUUCCUCUUCCUCAUCCUCCUCGUCGUCUCCUCGAAUUCGAUUGUUCCUCUUCUUCAGCAAGCCCGUCACCGCCGCCUCCAUGGGUGACCUAAAAUCCGAAUCGUGGUUCUUCGACGCGCUCAACUCGGGCUCGGGCGCCGGGUCGGACUCCGUGUUGAUGCUCCUGCCCCGAAACCUCUCGGAUACCGCCACAAUGGACGGCCGCGUCGUCCCCGGGCUCGUCGACAACAUCGGCGGCGGCGGCGGCGAUCAUUACAAUCUCAAUCAACAUCAUCAUCACCAUCAGGACUCGCCGAUUGUUUUCGAGAAUUUCAAUGCUGCUGCUAGUAACGCUACUACCACCACAACCGGCCCGCCGUCGAGCGGUUCGUCGUGUUCGACCUCGCCAUCGGGAAUGACGAACUUGCUGCCUCCGAUCCGGGUUCGGACGCCGGUCGAUUCGGAUCUCCAGGGUUUCGAACAAGGAGCUAGAGGCCCGGCGGCGGCGGCGGUGGUGAUGGAUCAGGAUCAAUUCGGGUACCAUCAGCAAUUGGGUUCUGUCCAGAUCCAACUGGACAGCAUCAGUAUCAGUUCUGCUGCUGCUGCUGCUCCGUCCCCUCCAGCCGCAGCGUCGAUUGCUCCCGCCGGUGGUUCGAGCGAGCAUUUGAAUCGGGUUUCGUCGGAGGACGAUGACGAUACCCGAUCGGAUCCGGGGCGUGCGGCCGGGGGAGGAGUCGGGUUCCGUAAACCGCCUCUGCCUAUUCCCCUGCCUCAUCAGUAUACACAUCAACAUCAGCAGCAGCACAAACUGGCAGCUUUCAACAACCUUCCGCCUUCUCCAGAUUCAGUUGCCAGGUAUCUAGUCGGAUAUACUAAUCUGUGCUAUUAUCGAAUGUUAAUCCGUAUGUGGGAUAUUAAUCAGCGGAUUGCUAAACGUCGUCCUUAA